AUGGCUCCACCACACCCGAACACCGCCUGGUCGACAGGCACCUGGCCGGCCGCCGCUCAGGCCGAGGGGGCCGGCCUCCCGCCAGGCUCAUCCGGAUCGCGCUUUUACCCGGCCGAGCCUCUCGAUGCCCCUCGGUCGCCGGGGAACCCGCACCCGUUUGGGGCUCGGCCUGUGCCGGUUGUGAUCAUCACCCAGUCGCCGGACAUCGCGAUGCCCAUCUCGGGCGAUGAUGGCGGCAGCAGCAGCAGCAGCAGCAGCAGCAGCAGCAGCAGCAGCAGCAACAACAGCGGCAGCGAUGGGGCCUCUCUUUCGCCGCCGCCACACUCGCCCCUGUCGCCUCUUUCGCCGAGCAGUGGCAUCGGGACCGACGGCCUUUCGGCCGCCCUCAGCCCAAGCGCCACCACCACUGCCGGAGCCGGGGCCGGCACCACUGCAUCUCCAUUCCCCGAGCGGCUGCCUACCACCGCCAACCAAGAGGCCUCGCAGCUGACCCCCACGCAGAACCUCCUCCGGUCCUUCCGCCAUGGGACCAAGCGCCUGGGGUCGCCGCUGGCCGAACGCCGGCCACGAUCCUUCUCCACGCCACCGCCGGCGUCCGGGGAUCUGCUGGCCGCUGCUCCGUCGGCCGGCGCCGCUGCCAAGCGUCCCGCCCCUUAUCGGAUUUCCACUUCGCCGCCACCACCGCCAUCGUCGCCGUCACCGCCGCCGCCGCCGUCAUCAUCAUCAUCAUCAUCAUCAUCAUCAUCCAUGGCUGGCAACAUCAGCAACAUCAGUGCCAUUGGUGAUCCCGGGGGUGGCGGCCAUGGCACUGCUGGCAUCAGUGUCCCGGCUGCGGCUUCACCGGCCCCGGGGCCUGUCCCCCUGUUGUCCUCGCCGUCCCUGCUGGCCGGGCUGCGUCCCUUGCCUCAUCCAGUGCCCAGCACGAGCCCCAAUUUCCCCGGGGCUCCGGCUCUCCCGGUGCCCGGGCGCCCGGGGUUCCACCCGGGCUUCGUGUCCUCCCUGUCGCAGGGGCUCUCGCAGGCCCAGCAGCCAGACCUGGGGCCCCUCCAUGCGUCGGCCCUCCGUCGGCGUCCGUCCCCGGUGACCGGCGGCGAUCCCGGCAUCCCCUCGACGGCGGUUCUCUCCCCGGCGCGGCAUAUGCCCUCGUCAUUGCAGCCCCCGGCCGGGGGGGCUUCCACCGUGGGAGGCCGGCCCAGCCCCGCCAGCCCCUCCAUCCCGAUCCCGGCCGGCACGACGUUCGCCUCGCCGCGGCCCUAUCAGGAGGGCUUCGAGCGUGCGCCGAUUGACACCGAGUCCCCGGUGCUAGUGCACCGGUCACAAUCCUAUGACUCGGGCUUCCUGUCCUCCGGAUCCUUCUGGCCAUCGGCCGGGGCAUUUCCCACGCCCAUCGGGCCCCUGCUCGGUCCGGCGCUGUCCUCCUCGCUGGAUGCCUCCGGGGGCCCUGCCGGGAUGGGCCACCGUGCGGCCCUGCAUGGGAAUGCUGCCGCGGCUUUUGCCACGGCCGGUGGGGUUUCCGCCGCCCCGGCCGGGGCCGAUGCGCCGUCCCCCUGCCGGACGGCCGGGCCUCUCUUUGUCCGGCAGCCCCAUGCCAGCCUUGGCCAGGGCUCGAUCUCGGGUUCUGGGCCCGGGGCUGCUGGCUCUGCUGCCGGUGCCCCGAUCCCCAAUCACGGUCCCUGUGUUUCGGUCAUGCUCUACCGGCCGACCGGGCAGGGGGAAGAUCAGUCGAUCGCCGGGCGCUGUGUCUGCCCGAGCUUCGGGUUGCCCUUUUGCAGCCCGGCGGCCGCGGGCGGCCCAUCGCCCGGGGCAGCCGAUCCCGGUCCCCCCGGAGGUCCUGGCUUUUUGCCCGGCCGUUCGUCCAUGUCCCUGUUGGAGGCUUCCUUCCGGGCGAGUUCGCUCACCUGCCCGCCGGCCAUCGGCGGCGCUGGCGCCGGCGUCGGCGGUGAGCUUCCCUUCUCCGAGGCACAGCAUCUGAUGGGAGCCUACAAUCUGGCCAUACCGUCGGUGGUGGACCUGGCCAAGCCUGUGACCGAUGGCGACCCCACCCCGGCCGGCCUGCCUGCCCUUUCUUCACCGCGGUGUUUGCGUCUAAAUUGCUCGUCCCCUUUCAUCCUAGCCCUGCCGGCCCGGCCGUGGCAGCAUCCGCCCAGCACCCCGGCCACCGGGCACACGGAGCGUCGCUUCCUCCGGCGACAGCUGAUCCGCCGGCGGCGGAGCCGCGAAGGCAUGGCCCCUCGGUCGGCCACCAGCUCCAUGGCCGGGGCUCCGACUGAGGCGGCCCCGGUCGACCUGGACCCAGCCCCGGCUGCGGCCCCGGCCCCGGCCCCGGCUUCGCGCCUGGCCAUGCCGACGGAUGUGUCUCAUGCGAUGCCCGGCGCCGGGCCCUUGCCCGGUGAUUCGCCCUUCAACUCGACCGGGGGCCAUUCCUUUUCCUCGUCCCCCUUCUUCUCGUGCCUAUCCUCGGCUCCAUCGUCUAGCUGCCCGUCACCGCCACCGCCGCCACCUCCCCCCCCACCUCCGCCGCCGCCGCCGCCGCCGCCGCCGCCGCCGCCGCCGCCCCUACCGCUCUCUCGCCUGAGCACUGGGCACAGCCUGGCCCUGUCAUAUGAGCACCUUCCCUCAAGCUCCCCGAGCAUGGACCUGUCGUCCCCGUGCCACACACCGCCCGAGGGAGGUACACCGGUGCCGGCGCCGGCGCCGGCACCAGUGCGCGCGCCCGCUCCGGUCUCGCGCGGCGGGCUCGGCUCCAAGAUCAGUGCCUUCCGCAAUCUCCUCCCGGCGGCAGCCGGCGUGGUGCGCUUCAUUGGGGCCGAUCGCCUGCAAGCUCCGGCGCCCCCGUCGGCCUCCACUUCCCAGGCCUCGGCUCGGGCAUCGGGGUCCGCCCAGCCGAGCGCCGCCCGGCAGCUCUUUGCCUCGCUCGGCCGGCGGCGGUCCAGUCUAUCACACCAAAUGGCCGGCAUCCGCGGUCUGGCGCCACUUGUGCGUGGUGGUCUUUGGCGCGGUGGCAGCGACGCCACCGCCACCGCCUCCAACGACAGCAGCGGCAGCCACAAUGACAAUGGCAGUGAUGGUGCCGGCGGUGCAGCCACCAUCGCCAGCGGCAUUGCCGAUGCCGACAGUGGCCGGGCUGGACCCUUGGUGGGAGGCCUUCGCCCGGGCUCCCCUCCAGUAUCAGCCACUGUGGCUCCGGGCCUCCUCCCCCGGCCGUUGUCCUCCUCGAUGCCGGACCCGACGUCCAUGACGGCCCGAGCGGCCGCUGCUGCUGCUGCUGCUGCGGCGGCGGCGGCGGCCGCGACCGCCGAGGCGACCAUGGUCACCCCGUCUGCUCAUGCCACCCCCGGUCAACCGCUGCACUCGGUGCCGCAUCGGAAUGCGGCGCCCGGAUCGGACCCAGGCUUCGGUCUUGGCGCCGGGGCCUUCCCGGCGCAGAGUCGUCUCCACCUUCACCACCGUCACUCGGCCGCAACCGGUGCCGGUGUGGUCGCAUCGCCUGGCGUCAGCAACGCCGGCAGCGGCAGCGGCAGCGGCAAUGGCUCCGCGCACAAUCCCCCGAUCAAGAAGCCGCAAUUGACCCGGCCUGGGACGGCUCUCUUCUCCUGGCACCCGAUCCGCCUGACCAUGGCGCCUGGCCCCCUGGCCCCGGCUCCCCUGCCCAAUGAGGGCUCCGCCUACCCGCUCAUUGAGACGCACUUCCUGUCGCAAUCGAACUACUUCUCCUCGAUCUUCGACCAGAUGCUCCAGCCGAGUGUCAAGCCGGCCGGCCCGCCGGCCAUUUGCGUCUGCCGGCCGGCGCCCCCGGUCACGCUGGCGGCCUCCACCGCGCCCCCGGCCCAGAUGUCCCCCCUGGUGGCCUCGCACCGGGAUUGCACCGGAUGCGAUGACACCGGUCAGGUAUGUGUCUACCGGAAUCGGUCUCCCCUGCGCCGGCAAUCGGCGCCGGAGUUCCCCGUGCGCGAUCGGUCCUCCUCGCCCGGGCUCGGCCCGAGCGAGGGUAUGCCCGGUCCACGGCUCGGCGCCUUGAGUGAGGCCCUGUAUGAGGGCCCGGUCAGCCGGGCGCCCCUGGCCGGGACGCUUCCCCAGGCUCGGCCCCUCGAGCCCGGUGGCACAUCGUCCGGCGAUGCCUCGCCUCGGCCUCACCCGGGAUGCUUGUGCGGAUCGGGGCUCCGGUGGGACCCGGUCACCGGGGCCCCGGUCGCACAGUCGUCCUGGAGCUUUGUGGAAAUUGGCCGCGGCGACUUCGCCGCGGUGUACGUGGCUACCUUCUCCAACUCGCAUUUGGCCCCUGGCCGACCCUUUGCCCGGCGGCGCCCGGCCGGCCCGGGUGGCAUUGCCCUGUCGGGCUCCUACCUCGAAGAGCCGAGCAUGUUGCAGCGCCCGACGGGCAGCUUGCUGCAUGUCGGCGACCGGCAGCACCUGACCUUUGGUGGCCGAGGCUUGGACCUUCUGGCCGUGCCGGUUCCGUUGCCGGAGGAAAGCGAGCACGACAGCGAUGACGCGGAGGACCAUUUGUCGGGGAUGCCCGGCCUUUCCGCGGGCGAGCCAGCCGCACCCCUGAUCUUUGGCUCGGCCUCGGCCAUGGACUUCGGCAUGCUGCUGCAUCAGGAGGAGGCCGAUGCGGCCAUGCGUGGAUCCGACAGUGGGUUCGGGUCCGGCGAUGCGGCGGCCCCCUCGCCCUCGGACGAUGACCUGGAGGACGCGCUGUCGGGGCCGGAGUUUCCUCCGGUCGACAGCGGGGACCUCAUGUCCACCGAUCCCUCCUCGUCCUCCUCGUCCUCCUCCUCCAGCUCCUCGGAUGGGGGCGGGUCUCCGGUUUCCUCCGGGUCCGGGGAGGAGGACGUCAUGCUGGCCGGGAGCUUGCGCCUGCCAACCGGGCAGCUGGUUCUGCACAAUGGUGGCAUCCCCCCGGCCCAGGCCCGGCACUUGGUAGCUGUCAAGUGCUUCUUGGUCCCAUACUCCGGGAAUACCCAGCGCCGCCGUGCGCUGGACGAGAUCUCGGUCCUCUUCAAGCUUCGCGGGGCGCCCUUUUGCCUGCAAAUCGAGCGUGCCUGGGAGCAGGACCGGAUAUUCUACAUCGCCACAGAGCUGUGUGUUGGCAGCCUGUCGGACAUUAUGAAUGGUCUGAAGAAGCAAAACCGCGUGCUUGACGAGGCGGACGCCUGGUGCUAUUUGCACGGGACCCUGCGGGCGUUGGAGGCCCUGCACUCGCUGGGCUUCGCCCACUUGGAUGUCAAGCCGGAGAACUUGCUGCUCAGCUCGGCCGAUCCGCGGGCCGUGCGCCUGGCGGACUUCGGCCUGGCGGUCCCGCGCGACACUCCCCGGACCAAUGUGGUCGAGGGGUCGAGGCUGUACCUGGCGCCGGAGAUCAUCUCGCUGACGACCUUGCGGGCGCACCUGCGCGGCCAGCACGCGGCAGCCGGCGGCUCGGCCACGGUGCCGAUGUCCUCGGUCCUGCGCGAGGACCCGACCAUCCGACUGGACUUGGCCCGGGCGGAUCUCUUCGCCUGCGGUGCCCUGUUCAUGUAUCUGUCGGUGCUGGAGCCAAGCCCGACCACGACGCAGGAUUUGGGCCGGCUGCGGUCGGACGACUUCACGGUGUGUCUCUUCAUCGACCGCUCGGAGACCUUCAUCCGGACGGUGUGCCGAUUGAUGCGCGCCGAUCCGGACCUUCGGCCGGCCAGCGCGGGCGCUGCCGCCGAUGGCAUUGUGGCCCUGGUGAAUCGGGCCAUCCAGCAGCUGGACUGCGCGAUGGUCGCCGCACCGGGGCUGCCCCCGGGCCCGCAGCCGGAUGCCUUCCUGCUUCGGGCGCUGUUGGUCAAGCUCGACCAGUUGGGCUUUUCCCUGGAUCAAGUGGCCGAGGCGGCCCGUGGCCGAGGCGGCGACGGCGGCGGCCCGGCCGGGGCCCGAACCCUGCCGGAGGAGCCUCCUGGCGGCUGGCCCAUGGGGGCGGCUUCCGGGGUGGUGGCCUCGCUCUUGGCCCUGGACAGUCGCUGUGGUCCGGUCUUCCAGGACACGUGGGAGCUGGAUGCCGUGCGAUUGGUCCCGGUGGGACAGGACAGCACCCAACUGCGUGCCCUGGCGGCGGAGCCCUUCUCGAGUGCCUCGGCAGCGGUCUUUGCCAAUGUGCGCGACGAGCUGUCCGCCAAUGGGGCGGCCGGUCUGGGGAAGGGGCCGCUGGCUGGCAGCCCCGCCGGCGGGGCGCCGGAUGCGGCGGGCGGCCCCCCCGGCGGCAGGUCCGGCGGUGGCGAUCCCCCGGCCGGUGGCGGUUUCCUGGCGACCGGCGGUGGAGCUGGCAGCUCCGGCGUCGCCGGGGGAGCCGCCUUUGCCGGGGUGGGUGUCGGGGGUCGGCCAGCUGGCUCGACCGUGGUGCCGCCCUUUCGCCGGAGCAUCAGCGCGUCGGCCGCCCUCGGGCCCCGGUCGGCCGGCGAGGCGCCCACCGCCUCGUCCGCCAUGUCCAGCUGUUCGUCCGAUUCGCUGCCACUGCUGUAUCAGCGGCUGUCAUCCAUGUAUUCGGAGAUUUCAUCGUCCUCCUUUUCGGCGUCGGAUUGGGACCAGCAGCUGGUGGCCGACAUCGGGGAGGUGGGUUCCGACGACCGGACCGACCGGCCGGCCAUCCGAAACAUCGCCCCGCUGUUGCUCCCUUCGCCGCAUGUAUCCCCCCAGCCCUCGCCCUCGGCCACGGGGCCGGUGUCACCGCCGCCGGUUUCGCCGCCGGAGCCCGGCACCGGGCGGUUUUUCUUUUUGCCCGGUGAGCCGGUGGCCGCGCCGACGGCCUCCCCGCCGCCGGGGCCGCGCCAUGCCCUUCUGUUGCCGGGAUCCAGCCCGGCUUUGGGUUUCUCCCCGGGGAAUGUCCCGGUGCCCGGGUACUCCUUUGGCCCGGAUGCACCGCCCGCCGGUGGUGGAAGCUCUGACACUGGUCCGAGCCGUAGCAAUGGCAGCGGUAGCGGCAGCGGCAGCGGCGGCAGUAGCAGCAGCAACAGCAGCAGCAGCAGUAGCAGUAGCAACAACAACAACAACAACAACAGCAACAGCAACAGCAACAGCAACAGCAACAGCAACAGCAACAGCAACAGCAACAGCAGCAGCAACAGCAGCAGCAGCAGCAGCAGCGCCAGUUCCGGCCCCCGGCGACCCUUCUUGCGCGCCGACUCGGCUCCCUUCUCCAUGGAGUAUUCCGGGACGCUGGGACCCCCUUCGGCGCACCAGAAGUCCCACAGCGAUGAGCACCCCAGCAUGCGCGGCACUGGCGCCGGCACUGGGACCCCCGGCCGGCGGCUGCGGUCGUCCUCGUCAACGGCGCUCUUUGGCUCGCCCGGACCAUUGCGCUCGGGCAAAGCCACCUCACCGGUGAUGCCACUCAUGUCGCCGAUCCGCCGAAGUGGCGGGGCCAAUGUGGCGGCGGCGGCGGCGGCGGCCGUCACCCCCGGGAGUGCGGCGGCCGUUACACCGCACACCCGGUCCAGUUCGCUGGAUGAUGCCCCUGCCUCCGGCGGGGGCAAUGGCGCUGGCGGAGGCGGGGGGAUCCUCGCCGGGAGCUGGCUCCAGCGCGAUCUCUUCCCCUUGCAUUUGCAUCGGCCGCAUCAGCAUUCGCCUGGGGCGCCUGCUCCGGCGCUCUUGCCCGGGCCAGGCCCAUUCCACCUGCCCCUGCCGAUGCCGGUCCCGGUGGGCCAGGCGCCGCAUCCACCGGCCACGGGGGGCUCCCCCUCGGCCGGCCUCUCGCCACACCACCAUGACCGGGAGAUGGUCGACCAUGUGAUGCUCGUGCCGCCUCAGUUGGCGCCGACGCCGGCGUCGCGCGCUGACGGCUCGGAUCUGGCCUCCCCCGGCGGGUCCUCCUCAUCCUCGGCCUCUUCCUCCUCCUCGUCUCUCUCCUCGCCGGCUGGCGACCCCGGCCCGGCGUCCCUUGCGACCGACUCCUCCGCAUGGUCGGGCAAAACUUACUUUGCCACCCUCUAG
This is a messenger RNA of Fonticula alba, 7950 nucleotides long. Its product is annotated as serine/threonine protein kinase. Gene Ontology annotation, molecular function: protein kinase activity; ATP binding. The coding region runs from base 1 to 7950 and encodes 2649 amino acids. The transcript has 3 exons. The record is from RefSeq and is a predicted model, not a curated record. NCBI's taxonomy places the organism in Eukaryota, Rotosphaerida, Fonticulaceae. Gene Ontology annotation, biological process: protein phosphorylation.